Pieris rapae (cabbage white) is the source of this 1821-nucleotide messenger RNA. RefSeq names its product beta-1,3-galactosyltransferase 5. Gene Ontology annotation, molecular function: hexosyltransferase activity. The coding region runs from base 102 to 1142 and encodes 346 amino acids. The transcript has 7 exons. Lineage: Eukaryota; Metazoa; Arthropoda; Insecta; Lepidoptera; Pieridae. The record is from RefSeq and is a predicted model, not a curated record. Gene Ontology annotation, cellular component: membrane.
AAUUUUCGCGAUAGUAGAUAACGUAUGUGGAGUGGUCAUUGCUUAAUAGUGAUGGUUCUUGCCGCGAAAGGGUGUGGACAUCGUGUGAAAUGUGAUCUGAAAUGUGUUUCAAACUAAAAAUGAGGCGAUUUAACUGGAUUAGCCGAUUGGUACCAAGAAGAAACAGCCCGUAUGCGUUGUUUCUUCUGUUUGUUAUAUGCGUGCCACUUAUGUGGUGCUGGCUUAUGAUCGACACAGUCUCCAGCCUGUUACUGACCACCGUGGCCGAAGAAGACUUGUACCAUUUACAAAGGAAUAGAAAUUUAAAGGAGUACAUCGAUAAUAUUCCGGUGCUAAUUGAACCGUCCAAAGCCCCAUGUGGAGACAUUUUAGUUUUAGUGACGUCAUCACCAGGCCGAUUUGAAGCGCGGGAAGCAAUUAGAAGCACUUGGGGCAAACAUUUAGUGACGCUCUUUGUGUUAGGCCUUGAUGGAUAUACUGAAGAUGAUGUAAUGGUAGACAACUAUUUAGAAGCGAAACUGCACAGUGACAUCAUAAUAUACAAUUUCAAAGACCACUACCAGAACCUCACCAUAAAAACGGGUCUCAUGCUGGAAUGGACCAUUAGUAGAUGCCCCUCAUCCAAGUUCCUGUUCAAGACUGAUGAUGAUGUCCUGGUUAAUCCAUGGAAGUUGAGACAAAUAGUUGAGGAGAAUGCUGAGAAUGUGCUAAUAGGAUACCGGAAGUCAAAUACCUAUCUUCAUAGGGAUACACACAGUAAAUGGCACAUUCCGCGCUGGCUGCUUCAAGAUGACUUUGUGCCCCAUUAUUUAUCUGGCACGGGCUAUUUAAUAAACGUUAAAUAUAUAAAGCUAAUGCUACACGCCGCCUACUCAGUGCCAAUGAUUAACUUAGAAGAUGUUUAUUUUACAUAUUUAGUUGCUAACAAAACACUAGGUUUUACAUUAACACACGAUCGUAAAUUAAGCCCCUAUAAACCCUGGUUACCGAUCGACUGUUUUUAUUGGGGGCUGGCCUCCAUACACAGUCUCGUCCCUAGUGAUAUAGUUAAAUGGGGAUCGUGUGUGAUAAAAAUGGGUGGCGAUUACCAAUACGAUGUAUGUAAAUCGUACGAGAAUUAUAGCGAAUGGUGGCUAUUCUAAUUUUCGUUUUGUGAAUCCAUAUAAUUGCUUUUGAGGGUGGCCCUACACAAGAAUUCAUACAAAACUGUUGGGAAGAAUUUCAAUAUUUUCGCUAGUGUUUAGAUUUUUACAAAUAAAAUUUGUGAAAAAGAUGUAAUGAUUUUUAUAAACAAAUGGGAGUGACACACAAGCUUUUAUACAGAAGUUGUAGAUACAAAACUAUUGCAUAGAACUUCAAUAUUUUCGCUACUAUUUAAAGUCUUCACAAAUUGAUAAAAAUUACUAUAUACUAACUUUUAUAAAAGAGUUGUCGUUACAAAACUAGAGUUUAAAGUCUUCAAACAAAUAAAAGAAUUACAUAGACCUAAUGAUUUUUAUAUACAAAUGGGGGCCAAAAUGACAUUAAUAGACAAUAGACUAAUAGAAUCUAUUUAUUGUUCCAAGGGAUUAUACUUUUAUGUGUGCCAAAUAUGUAAAAAUCGCAAAGUUUUUAAGUAACAGGGUUUAGAAUUUAUAUUUUGUUUAUUUGUAAUUUUUUCUAAGAAAGACAUUUCGUUAGUACUAGGUAUUUUAUAAGUCUUAAGUAUUUUUGUGCCAUACUGUGAACAAUGUUGACAGCUUCAUACGUUAACACUUAAGUUAACAUAUGUUAUUGUAAUACUAUAUUUUAGUUGAUUUUCAAUAAAUAUUUUUGUUAAUU